CCGUCUCUCGUCGCAGUCUUCUCACAAUCAAAAUCAUAUGGCUCGGCUGAUUUGUUAUUGUCGAGUUGUUGUCACUGGUUUUUAACUGAAGGACUCGUUGUGGUUGUGCGCAAUUCGAUCCAAAUCAAUCUACAGGUCGUCAUAAGAUUGGUGAGGGAUCCGAGAAUUCCACAAAAUGGGACGCAUUUUUCUGGCCCAUAUCGGCGGAUCGAGGCUCUUCUCGUGUGCCUCCUGCGACACGAUUCUGACCAACAGGUCAGAGCUGAUCAGCACCAGGUUCACUGGGGCCACUGGAAGGGCUUUCCUGUUCAACAAGGUCGUCAACCUCAAUUACAGUGACGUGCAAGAUCGAGUGAUGCUGACCGGUCGGCACAUGGUGCGCGACGUCUUCUGCAAGAACUGCGACACGAAGGUGGGCUGGAUCUACGAGUUUGCCACCGAGGAGAACCAGCGCUACAAGGAGGGCCGCGUGAUCCUCGAGCGGGCGCUGGUCACCGAGACGGACGGCAUCGACGAGCAUGUGGGCCGCGACGACUGACCCGAGCACUCGCCGCGCGCCUCCAGCGCCUCCUCCCUCUGAUCAGACUGACGAAUCUCGAAACGCAGGCUAUAUAGUUCUAACGAAACAAAGAGCCGUGUUUUGAAUUUUAACUGUACUCGAGUGAUUUUUGAGAGUUUAAUUCUGACCAAAUUUCAAUUAUUUGUUUCUCCAUGUGACUAAAUUUCGCUAAUUUAAUUAGGAGAAUUUAUAUAACUGUCUAUAUGCAUAGCGUAGAAAUUACACGGCUCAACAAAACAAGCUAAAAUAGUUUCUUGCUACAAUCAAUUCUACUGUGAAAAUUUCAGUGUUUUUUGAGCUAUGCGUAAUUUCUAAGCUACCAAGAGGACAUAAAAAUAUCGUAUGAUUAAGAUGUACAUAAUUAGUUCGUAUAAAUGAUUUAUGCAGCCAUUAUUUAAUUUUGACGUGAAAAUGGUAGUCCUUGCGCUUGCUGGAAAAAUUAAUGAGUGAUCAAAGAUAGGGCUAUACUAGGGUGAAUGCUCCUCUAAAAUUUUAGUUCAUAAAAUUACAAAAUGAAACAUAUAUAGGUGAUCAAUAGGCUAUGUUGCCUCUCUACAAACAGAAAAUUGAGAUAUUUAUUUUUGCCUGUUCACCGUUUUUCUUUUUUCAUUCUUUUGGCAAGAAAAAAGUCCUUUUCUAAAUGUGAUCAAUACUAAAAAAUAUUAUAAUAGGUCACACCAAUGUUUGCGCUAAACUAAAGAUUCUGUCCAAAACAUUGUUUAGCAAUUCAACCUUUUUCACCGUUCCUGUGUUUCAGUCAGUUCCACAAAAUUGCCGCCUGUUUAGUCAUUUAAUUUUCGGACUUAGUUUCAGCGCAAUUUGUUUGCGCUAACUCAAACUGUGAAUGAAUUUGGGAAAAAAUAAUUUUGGCUUUGAAAAAAACGUUUGAUCAAUUUAAAUACUAAUUGAAAUAAAUUGUGAAAAUUCUGAUUUGCUUUUCAAUUUGCACUUAGUGUCAAGAAAGGAUUCAAAUAAUGUAGAUUUGUGAUGGUAAAUAAAUUGCACACUUAGUAUUGGUACCUUAA
Messenger RNA from Cloeon dipterum, 1584 nucleotides. It is a transcript of the gene Yippee, whose product is annotated as yippee. Lineage: Eukaryota; Metazoa; Arthropoda; Insecta; Ephemeroptera; Baetidae. Gene Ontology annotation, cellular component: ubiquitin ligase complex. The coding region runs from base 176 to 538 and encodes 120 amino acids. The transcript has 3 exons. The record is from RefSeq and is a predicted model, not a curated record.